AAAAAAGAAAAAAAAAAAAAAAAAAAAAAAAAAAAACUGGAAAUGGCGACACCGGCCGGAACUGCGCUUCGUCGACUCGCCCUCACCGCAUUCACCACCGCCUCCCGCAGCAGCACAAUCGCAUCCACUCGCGCAAUUAGCACUUCUGCAGCAGCAAUGUCUUCUUCCUACACCCCCCGCGCUAUCGGCGCCGCCAACACGCUCGAGCACAGAAUCUUCAUCGAGAAGGACGGCGUCCCGAUCUCGCCGUUCCAUGAUAUCCCCUUGUACGCCAACGAGCAGCAGACGGUGCUUAACAUGAUUGUUGAGAUUCCGCGCUGGACUAAUGCUAAGCUUGAGAUCUCCAAGGAAGAGACCCUCAACCCCAUCAAGCAGGACGUCAAGAAGGGCAAGCUCCGCUACGUCCGCAACUGCUUCCCCCACCACGGAUACAUCCACAACUACGGCGCCUUCCCGCAGACCUGGGAGGACCCCAACGUCAAGCACCCCGACACCCUCGAGGUCGGCGACAACGACCCGCUCGACGUCUGCGAAAUCGGAUGGCAGGUCUCCUACCCCGGCGAGGUCAAGCAGGUCAAGGUCCUCGGCGUCAUGGCCCUCCUCGACGAGGGCGAGACCGACUGGAAGAUCAUCGCCAUCGACGUCCGCGACCCGCUCGCACCCAAGCUCAACGACAUCGAGGACGUCGAGAAGUACCUCCCCGGCCUGCUCCGCGCCACCAACGAGUGGUUCCGCAUCUACAAGAUGCCCGACGGAAAGCCCGAGAACCACUUCGCCUUCUCCGGCGAGUGCCGCAACAAGAAGUACGCUCUCGAGGUCAUCCGCGAGACCGCCGAGGCCUGGAAGCGCCUGGUCGAGGGCAAGGUCGACGGUAAGGGCAUCUCGCUCACAAACACCACCCUCGCCGACACCGCCGGCUACACCGACGCCGCCACGCUCUCCAUCCCCGCGGGCGAGAACUUGCCUCCUGCGCCCAUCGAUUCCUCCAUCGACAAGUGGUUCUUCUUGGCUGGUGCUCAGUAAGCGCUCAAAUGCUCUAGUAGUGCUGUAAAUUCCCCUUUUUGAUAUCGCUUUUUUUGAAUCAGAAAAUUUUGCUUUUGGAUUGCAGACCGUAAUCUCGUAUAUAUUACUAUAAUAGAAACAAUGUCACAUUGUCUUGCAAAACAAUUUCAUACAAUGAAU
Myxozyma melibiosi is the source of this 1182-nucleotide messenger RNA. RefSeq names its product inorganic pyrophosphatase. Gene Ontology annotation, molecular function: magnesium ion binding; inorganic diphosphate phosphatase activity. Gene Ontology annotation, biological process: phosphate-containing compound metabolic process. The record is from RefSeq and is a predicted model, not a curated record. Gene Ontology annotation, cellular component: nucleus; cytoplasm. The transcript has 2 exons. Bases 43 to 1023 code for a protein of 326 amino acids. NCBI's taxonomy places the organism in Eukaryota, Fungi, Ascomycota, Lipomycetes, Lipomycetales, Lipomycetaceae.